AUGGCCCCAUCUACUUCGCCUCUUGUUAUCGAUCUCGCAGACGUCAGAAAUGGCUACCCAUCGCUAGCCAAAUGGAUCGCUCGAGAUCCUGACGAUGAGCCGCUUGUGUUUCGCAAAUUCGGGGUACUUGCAGCGCGCAACAUAUUGUCGCUGCAAUGUCAGAUGGUGACACUCGGAGAUGAGAUCGAAGGUCUAGAAUCUGAGAUCAGGCAAUCAGCCGAUCUGGAGACCCGCCGGUCGCUUCAGCGGUGGGAAGUAUUGUGCGAAAGGGCGAUACCCGGUUCCAACAGCCUCGAAUUGCAGCUUCAAGUCAAGCUCAAAGAAUUGCAGGGGUUAUUGAAAGAAUACUGUUGGUCGCUUCAUCACAUCCUAGGCUUCAUGCUGAUUCAUUGGCCAGACGAAGCGCUGACCUUGCGCGCUCAAGUCGCCCAACUCGAUAAACCCAGUCAACGAAUCUUGACCACCUACAAAGACUAUCUCAAUGGAACCGCGAUUCAAAACAUGCCAGUCUCCUCGAAGAAGCUGAUUUUUGGUCGCGCGAGCAAGUUUCUGGAAGAUACACAAGACCUGGUGGCUCUUCAGAAGCCCUCCAACCAAGAUUACCUGUCUCGUUCGCUGAGGAACCACUGGCUCUUCACCAAGCAUUCACCACGCGAGGAACUCGACAGAUCAAACAGAUAUAAUGACACACUCGUCGCACAGGUUGUGGCCGCCAUAAGCAUGGUGCUCGCUGCAGUUUUGCUAGUUGGCGCGAUUGUCAGCCUCUACUUUUUGAGCAACCCAAACGCAAAGCUGGGUCUCAUAGCCGUAUACACAUUGCUAUUUGCACUGAGUGACGAGCAGAAGUCUUCGCUGCCACUGCUGCGUAUGCUGCUGUAUUAG
Molecule: messenger RNA, 882 nt
Organism: Alternaria conjuncta
Lineage: Eukaryota; Fungi; Ascomycota; Dothideomycetes; Pleosporales; Pleosporaceae
Exons: 2
Coding region: 1-882 (293 amino acids)
Source: RefSeq, a predicted model, not a curated record